Messenger RNA from Monopterus albus (swamp eel), 2614 nucleotides. Its product is annotated as gastrula zinc finger protein XlCGF57.1-like. The coding region runs from base 255 to 2042 and encodes 595 amino acids. The record is from RefSeq and is a predicted model, not a curated record. Gene Ontology annotation, biological process: regulation of gene expression. Gene Ontology annotation, cellular component: nucleus. The transcript has 2 exons. NCBI's taxonomy places the organism in Eukaryota, Metazoa, Chordata, Actinopteri, Synbranchiformes, Synbranchidae.
AAAAUCUUAAAUGCUGGACUUUUAAUCGAGUGAUUCUGUGGUAUCACUAACUACUUUAACUUCUGAGUACUUGUUCCACCUUCUGAAUUCUGUUGACCCUCUCCAUUUCUCCUCCGGUCCAGCAGAAGUCGCUGUUCGCUCUGCCGCUUCGCCGCCUCUUAGCGAAGUGUCGUCGACGCGGAAAUCGGUGUCUCUGUUUACCUCCCCGCGGCUCUUUGUUCGCUCGCAGCUCAAAGUGCGCAGAAAGCAGGACGAUGUGCGCCGUGCAGCUGCUGCGGGUCUCGGUCCUUGAGCGGAUCAGCGCUGCCGCCGAAGACUUCCUGCUGCAGGUGGAGAAAGGAGAAGAAGCGGCGGAGAUCCCGGUGCUGAGAGCGAUGCUCGCCGAACGGCUAACGGCGGCUGCGGAGGAGAUCGUCGCUCUGUUUGAGGAAACCGUGGCGGAGUACGAAGAGCGAGUGGAGCGGUCCGAGCGGGAGAUCUGCCGCCAGAGGAGGCUGCUCGAUGCCGUGCUGAAGCCCGAAGUGCGGCUGCACAGAGCAGAGGUGCAGCCAGGGAACCUGAACCAGGAGAACCUCCAGGCUCGAGACCCUGUGGACCUGAACCACACUAAACCUGUACUCGUUGACAGUGGUGCUUCCUGCUUGCCUUCACCUCACUCCCACUCCCCCACUGACAACCUGCACAUCUCACCAAGCAGCUCAGUCGUCUGCAGUGAUGGUGAUCCAGACAGCGACUGGGCUGAGCAGAGUCUGACUGUCAGACCUCCAAGUAAAAAGAAAAGAGGUCGUCCGGCGCUUGGUGUCAGACGGAAACGGAAACGGAUGACUCCAGCUCAGAGUUUCAGCUGUUACGUGUGUACACGCUCUCUGCAGGGAAAAGGCUUCUUGCUCAAACACGUCCUGCAGGUCUGCGCCAAAAACCCAGACCAUCGCUGUGGUUUCUGUGCCGAAUGUCUAGGCUCAGCUGAUGACCUGACGGCUCACUUACAAAUGCACCAGGAGAGGAGUAAAACCUGUUCCUUCUGCGGGAAAAUUUUCCAGUCAAUCCUGGCACAUGAGCUCCACGUCCGGCUGCACACUGGAGAGAAGCCAUACAGCUGUGACGUCUGUGGCAAGAAGUUCAGCCAGAAGGGAAACCUAACGUCCCACAUGCAUGUCCACGCCACAGAGAAACCCUUCAAAUGUAAAGAGUGUAGUCGGGCCUUCUGCCACCUGACGUCUUUAGAGCGACAUAUGCAGGAGCACAGUGGCUCUGUGGUUCACACCUGCAGUUUCUGCAGCCAGGAGUUCAAGAAGGGACACAGCUUGCGACGACACAUGGAGACUCAUCAGAAGGACACUACCCACAAGCCGAAGAGAUACCGCAGCUCGGUGGCAUCCUAUAUCUGCAAAGUGUGCGGAGACACAUUUGACAGGAAAUCCUUCCUAGUGAAGCACGUGGAGACUCACCUGCAGGGCCCAGACUGCUGCUGUGGACUCUGUGGACACCAGUGCGAGUCUGCUGCAAUCCUCGCCGAUCACCUGCGCUCCCAUCGUGGGGUAAGCAAUACCUGUGACAUCUGCGGGAAGUGCUUCCCAGCUCAUGCAGCGCUGCUGAUGCACCUGAGGAUCCACACAGGAGAAAAACCAUACACCUGCAAGUUCUGUGGAAAGGCCUUCAACCAGAGUGGCAACCUGAAGACGCACCUGAAGAUCCACACAGGUGAGAGAGCAUUCUCCUGCAGCAUCUGUGGGAAGGGCUUCACCCAGAAACAAACUCUGGACACUCAUGUCCGCUUCCACAACAAGGAGAGACGCUUCUUGUGCCAGGUCUGCGGGAAAGGCUUCAUGCAGGACGUGGACUUGAAGAGACACAUACUGAUCCACACUGGAGAGAAACCAUACAGCUGCAGGGUCUGUGGCAAGAGCUUUCAGGCCAAACGGUCGCUCAACGGACACUUCAAAGUCCACACAGCAGAGGAGGACGAGGCUCAACCGGAGCCGGAUCAGGACUCACAGCAGCGGAGGACGGACAGUUUCUACUCAAGAUUUGCCCAGCUGUAGACGACAGGUCUUCUGGUUCUGCGCGGUCGACACUGUUGACUCAUAGAGUCAGACUCGGAGCAACAAGUUCCAGACUAACUUCUCUGUCAGUAACAAAGUUCUGGUACCAGGUAACGCUGGAUCAAGUGAGACCUCAGGACUGUUGUGCUUUAGAUUGGAGUCUGUCAGGUACUGAGAGGUGGCAGCAAAUCUCUGCUCAGGUGCGACGGGUCCAACACCUGAGCUGGAGCAAUUAGCUGAUGAACCACCGCUGUUGUUUGAGUGAAAAAGUGAAUAUUUAACUGUAUAAUAACUGAAUAUUUUAAAGCUCUGGGCUGUGAUGUCACCACGUGAGUGCCAUAGUUUCCAUCAUUUUUAACCUUUCAUAAUUUAAAUGAUUCACUGAGAAAUGAAUCAGCAGAAGAAUCGAAAAUAAACAGCUGUUGUAGCCAUACCAACACUUACAGUAACACCUUGACUGAUAUUAGACCAUCCAGGGUGAUACCUAGGGUUAUAUUGUACACUGAUCAUGCAUAACAUUAUGACCACCAGCAGGUGAAGUGAAUAACACUGACUAUCUGUUACAGUGGCAC